This is a messenger RNA of Aspergillus pseudotamarii, 1101 nucleotides long. RefSeq lists its product as uncharacterized. The transcript is spliced from 4 exons. The record is from RefSeq and is a predicted model, not a curated record. NCBI's taxonomy places the organism in Eukaryota, Fungi, Ascomycota, Eurotiomycetes, Eurotiales, Aspergillaceae. Bases 1 to 1101 code for a protein of 366 amino acids.
AUGGGCAAUACAACACCACCAAGCAAUAGUGAGAGCCGGCAAUGGGUGAUCAAGGUCGCUGCGUGGCCACUGUUCAGUGUGUGCACAAUCCUAGUCGCACUGCGGAUCUGGACUCGUGCUCGCAUUGUUCGGCCUCUAGGGUGGGAUGAUGCCUUUAUUGUAUUGGCCAUGGUCUGCGCGACGGCGGAAAGCAUUUUCACGACCAUCAGCGUGCAUCAUGGUACCGGACGACAUACUGUCGAACUCACUGAGACACAGCGCAUCCUGAGCGCCAAGUUCAACUGGAUGUCGCAGGGGUUCCAUGUAAUGGCGACGAACUGGGGUAAAACAUCUGUUGCGUUGUUUCUGCUACGGAUUAUGGGGAAGGCCAAGCAUCACCAAGUAGCCAUCUAUGGAGGGAUCACUCUCCUGACCGUUAUCAAUACGGUGUCUUUAUACACUAUGUAUGGCCAGUGUACCCCCACCAAUAAACUUUGGGAUGAGAGUAUCGAAGGGUCGUGCUGGCCGCCGACAGUGCAGAAGAAUUAUGCCUUUUUCCAAGGGUCGGCCUCCGCGUUCUCGGACUUCGCGCUCGCUAUUUAUCCAUUAAGAACCAUUGCCGGACUGCAGAUGGCCCGUAAGGCGAAGAUUGGGCUGAGUUGCGUGCUCUCGCUGGGAAUCGUCGCCAUGGCUGCUGCCAUUGUCAAGACCAUCAACAUUUGUUCACUGACCGAACGAGCCGAUUUCCCAUGGGACACGGUUGACCUUUCAAUAUGGACCUCCAUCGAGCAGUAUCUCAUUAUUCUCGCCGCAUGCAUCCCCGCCAUGACACCCUUGGUCAACAUUCUGCUCCACAAACGCCCUUCUAAAAGGAACACUGCCCGCGCCCGAACUUCCUCCGGUAACCAAUAUGGGCGCCGCCAAGGGCAUGCAGAGUUUGGUGGUCGCAGUCUGGAUUAUGCCCUAGGUACUUAUGGAGAUGCUUGGGCUACUGCACGGAGAGACAAGGGUGAUGGUGAUAGUGAGGACCCGAUCAUGGAUGAGGAGGCGAGCCAGGGGAUAAUGAAGACGACGGAGAUCCAUAUCCAAUCUGACGUGGAUGUCAAUCAGCGGGGGCUCUAG